Molecule: messenger RNA, 1674 nt
Organism: Sporothrix brasiliensis 5110
Lineage: Eukaryota; Fungi; Ascomycota; Sordariomycetes; Ophiostomatales; Ophiostomataceae
Product: acid phosphatase
Exons: 1
Coding region: 1-1674 (557 amino acids)
Biological process (GO): dephosphorylation
Molecular function (GO): phosphatase activity
Source: RefSeq, a predicted model, not a curated record
AUGGCCGACACUGCUGUGGGCCGUUGGGCGGUGCGCAUCGUCGUCGGUAUGGGCAUCUAUCUGGCCGUCCACUCGCUGGUGAUUGCGCUUGUGACGACCACCGCGGCCGGUAGCAUGCGCCCCUGGUCGCUCUCCCUCGACCUUUCGUUUCUGGACAGCGAGCGCAGUGCCGCCGAUGGCGUCCACAACUUUGGCGCGUCGCAGGUGCCCGAGACACCGCCGCCGGGCAGCCCCUGGUAUGCGCCGCGGGUGUCCGACCUGAACAACCUGACUGUGGCGCUGUCGUCCUCCACGACGGGCAUCUACGGCUUCUACUUCAACGGCUCGACGACGCCCGACGGAGCCUAUGGCACCUACAACUGGUGCAACAUGCCACACGUGCGCGCUGCGGAGUAUGUCGUUCCGUCGGCGGACCAGAAACGCACGCUCGUGUACGUCGAGCUCGUUCAUCGCCACCACAAGCGCACUCCGUAUGCGUCCAAUGGCUUCCCGCACGAGCCCUACCAAUGGGAGUGCGACGACGCGCGCAUCCACCUCUACAGCGACCCCGUCCAUAGCCGCGACAAGCGGCCCGGCGUCGUAUACUACGUGCCCACCUUUGAGGCGCCCAGCAACCCGUUCCUCGCCGCCGCUCCGGCCUGGCACGGCUCCUGCCAGUUCCCACAGCUGACGUCGGGCGGCCUGGAGGAUGCCUGGCUCCAUGGGGCUGACCUGUACGGCGUCUACCACGACCUGCUGGGCUUCUUGCCGGCCAUGAACGACGCCGCUGCCUGGAGCGAGCAGGUCGCCGUCCGCGUCACCAACAACCCCAUCACCAGCCAGACCGUCGCCAUGGUCCUCGGCGGCAUGGCCGCUGCGGCUGGCGGCCUUCCCGUGCCGGACACGCCGUUGUCCGUGGAGGCCGUCGGCUUUGACAGCUUGGAGCCCCAGUACACCUGCCCGGCCGCUGCCGAGCUGUUCAGCGCCAUCACGUCCGAGAGCGCCCAAGGUGGCUCCCCCGCCUGGGCCGACCACCUCGAGCGGCUGCAGCCCCUGUUUGCUAAGCUCGACGCUGCUUCGGGCAUCGACCCGGCCGAUCCGCGCGGGUUCCACACCAGCGUCGACCACUAUUUCGACAACCUGUCGGCGCGCCAGUGUCACGGCAAACCGCCCGUCGAGGGCAUCCCGCAGGACGUGGCCGACACCGUGUUCCGCGUGGGCCAGUGGGAGUACAGCCGCAUGUACCGGGACGACGCGCGGUCGCUGGCGGCGAGUGCGGGUGCCUGGGGCGUGUGGGUGGCGCAGCUGGCGAGACAUUUGCGGGCGGCGGCGACACCAUCACCGGACUCGGAACACGGAAAAGACCGGGUGCGAUACCGGCACAAUGUGGCGCACGACGGCAGCGUGAGCCGGCUGCUGUCCAUCCUGCAGGCGGACGAGAUGGUGUGGCCAGGUAUGGGUAGUGAGGUUGUCGUGGAGCUGUGGAAGAAGGAGACGGAGACCACGCACGAGGGUUCGUCGUCCUCUUAUGACGUCCGCGUCCUGUUUGGUGGAAAGGUGCUGCGCUCGUCGCAUCCAGAGCUGGGCCUGCUCGAUAUGGUCCCGUUGGACGCGCUGCUGACGUACAUUGACGGGCUAGUGGGCAGCAACGCGUCGUUGCUGCCCGCCAAGUGCAAUGGGACGAGUCCUUUGUAA